Messenger RNA from Cyclospora cayetanensis, 882 nucleotides. RefSeq names its product antifreeze protein Maxi-like. Lineage: Eukaryota; Apicomplexa; Conoidasida; Eucoccidiorida; Eimeriidae. The coding region runs from base 1 to 882 and encodes 293 amino acids. The transcript is spliced from 6 exons. The record is from RefSeq and is a predicted model, not a curated record.
AUGGACUCCAUGAACCCGUGGGCUUUCUCGUGGCCGCUUACACCAGAAAAUGCAGCCACAUGGGCUCUUGAAAAGCAACGGCAGCAAGCUGCAGCGCAGCUUAAGGACAGCGAACCCCCAAAGCUUAGAUCUGUGCGGCAGUUCGAGCAGCAAAAGACGCCGGCAAAGAGUCUAGGAGAAGGAACCAGCACAACUACACCAGAAGCAGGUAUCAGCCAAAAGCUCAAGCAACAGCCGCAAACAGCCGCAGCUCAGCUGUCCGCUGGCGCAGGCCAGUCCUGCUACCGCUCUCGCUCGCACAGUCUGGCAGCGGCAGCAGCGGCUGAAGCAGCGUAUCAAUCCACAACUGCUUCUUCUCCAGUGGAAAAAAGCCCUCCGCCUGUCAAGAGUUUUAAGGCCGCACUUUUUGUUUGCAGCUGUACAGCAGCAGCAGCAGCAGCUGCGCCGACACUAUGUGCCUCCUACGCCCUCUGUUGUCGUGACACCGCCGCAGUCUCCGCCCUCGCCUCGUCCGUAUAUGCGGAGGGGGUAUCGUGGCAAAGAAUUGCAGCAGCAGCAGCACGAAUUGCUGCUGCAGCAGCGUCUGACACAACGAAAGCGGCUGCGGAAGCGGCCGCGGCAGAUGGUGUGUCUGCCUGCAGGGGCGCCCACCUGCGCUACACAGAUUGCUGCAGCCGGACUUACCACUCUCCUGCAGGAGCCAUGGCAAGUGGCUGCAGCUACGAUUCGAACGAACGGCAGGUAGAAGGUUCAAUUGAUGUUGACGAGCAUCCCCAGCACCCACAACAACAACAGAGUGCAGCAGCAGCCAACUGUAGCCCUUCAAUAGAAAAGGCAGCUCCAGUGGCCGGAUAUUUCGUGCGUGGAGCUCAGGCCCCGUAA